GAUUUUGAAAGUCAGUACAAGGCCUUGGAGAUGGUAAAUCAGGUGUGAGUACAAAACAAACCAUGAGUUCAAUGCGCAUAUGCAAGGACAAUGGAGGUGUGGACUUUGUGAAACUCCCCAGAAGGGACAUCAGGGUUCAUAUUACAGAAUACAUCUACUGAGAAAAAGUUUAUCCACACACCUGAGGAAGCAACAAAUUCCCACUGCUUGAGAUAAAAAAGGGUGACGUCAAAGUGCCAUCCAAAGAGAGAACCCUUUGGACCACAAUGAUCACCACGAAGGCAGAUUUCCAGCGGAGGAUUGUCUCCAAGGAUGGACACAACCAAGUGCGUAUCGAUAACGUGGAGGGUAUGGUAAAGCUUUACCUCCACGACAUCUGGACCACAGUGGUGGACAUGAAAUGGCGCUACAAACUCACCCUUUUCUCCUCGACCUUCAUCGUAACCUGGUUUCUCUUUGGCGUCAUCUUCUACUUAAUCGGCAUGGGCAACAGUGACUUUGAGGGUGAGCUACUGUCCAACCACACGCCCUGCAUCAUGAAUGUCAAAACCCUGACCGGCGCCUUCCUUUUCUCUCUGGAGUCUCAGACCACCAUUGGCUAUGGCUUCCGCUACAUCACUAGUGAGUGUCCGUUGGCCAUUUUCGUCCUAGUGGUCCAGCUAGUCACCACAGGCCUGGCUGAGAUCUUUGUGACCGGGGCCUUCCUGGCCAAACUGGCAAGACCCAAAAAGCGGGCCGAGACCAUCAAGUUCAGCCAGUCGGCGGUGAUCUGCUGGCACAAUGGCAAGCGAUGUCUGAUGAUACGCGUGGCCAACAUGAGGAAGAGCCUGCUGAUUCAGUGCCAGCUGAGUGGCAAGCUGCUCUCGCCCAACGUAACUGAGGAGGGCGAGAAGACUCUGAUACACCAGAGGGCUGUGGACUUCUGCAUGGAUUCGUGUGGGGAAUGCCCAUUUCUAAUUCUUCCCCUCACAUUCUACCACGUGCUUGAUGAGAGCAGCCCGCUGGCAGGACUGACCGCCGAGAGGUUGCAGACACGUGACUUUGAGCUGGUCGUCACCCUGAAUGCCACCAUGGAGUCCACGGCAGCCACCUGCCAGAGUCGGACCUCUUACAUUCCCCAGGAGAUCCUGUGGGGCUACGAGUUUAAACCUGUGCUCUUCAGCACCGACAGUGGCCGAUACAUAGCGGACUUCAACUUCUUUGAUAAGGUGCAGAUGAGCAGUGAUCGCACGUCACUCAGCGACAACAAAGAAAAGCUGAAACUAGAGGAGGAGUACAAUAAUGAAUAAGGGCUGUUUAUAGGUGCGUACCCUGAGUAGAAUCACUGUCAUUCCAUAGUUGUAAUGACAUGGGCCAAACAUUGGCACAUAGAUGUCUCCAUAGCACACAAUAUUUGGGGUCCUCUUUUGGCUCGACACUUUUACAACCAGUGGCUAAUAAUCACUGAAGGCAUCUUUAUGAUCUGUCCUGCUACUAAUAACUGUUUUGAAACCCUUUCUACAUUUACUGAAUGGAAAUAUGUCUGUAUUUUGAAUAACUCCUAAACCCAAUACAUUUGAGUGAAUGUUGACACAUUGGCAUGUUCCUAAUCAGUAUGUAUCUGGUCAAGGUACAUUCAGGUGCAGAUUUGGCACAAUGUUUGGAUCUAUAUGACACAAAUAGGAGAAUAUACAAGCAGAACAGUAGUUGGGUCUCAGGGUCUGGUGUUGGAGUUUAAUAAAAUGUUUGUGGCAAUUAAAAAAUCGAUAAAGAAAACAGAUGAAGAUAUUCAAUAUAUUAUUGCUGUGUAUCACCAAAUUUCCUAUUUUAAUGUAUUAAACAUAGUUGAUUAGGUAGAUUCCAGGGCAAAAAAAAAAAUCUGAUAAGCGAUGUGUCAUGAUUAAGAGCUGUUUUGUUCAUCUAUGAAUAAACUAUUGACUUUCGAAA
This is a messenger RNA of Esox lucius (northern pike), 1926 nucleotides long. It is a transcript of the gene kcnj15, whose product is annotated as potassium inwardly rectifying channel subfamily J member 15. Lineage: Eukaryota; Metazoa; Chordata; Actinopteri; Esociformes; Esocidae. Bases 267 to 1289 code for a protein of 340 amino acids. Gene Ontology annotation, molecular function: inward rectifier potassium channel activity. The record is from RefSeq and is a predicted model, not a curated record. The transcript is spliced from 3 exons. Gene Ontology annotation, cellular component: plasma membrane. Gene Ontology annotation, biological process: regulation of monoatomic ion transmembrane transport; potassium ion import across plasma membrane.